GCAAAGAACUGGCGCAAGCUCCCGGCUCACUCCCUCCCCUGGCCUGAUGGGAAGGGGCCAAAAUGGCGGCGGCCGGCGCUGUGGCUGCUCGGCUGCUCCUACUCUUGCUGAUGGCGGCAGCAGCCCCCAGCCGGGCCCGGGGCAGUGGGUGCCGGUCCGGGGCCGCUCUGCGGGGGGCCGGAGCAGAAGGUCGAGAGGGUGAGGGCUGCGGGACUGUGGGGCUGCAGCUGGAGCACUCAUUCGAGAUCGAUGACAGUGCCCACUUUCGGAAGCGGGGGUCACUCCUCUGGAACCAGCAGGAUGGCACUUUGUCCUUGUCGCAGCGGCAGCUCAAUGAGGAGGAGCGGGGCCGGCUCCGGGAUGUGGCAGCCCUGAAUGGCUUGUACCGUGUCCGGGUCCCUCAGCACCCUGGGGCCCCUGAUGGCCCAGAGACUGGCGGCUACGUCUCCUCUUUUGUCCCCGCGUGCUCCCUGGUAGAGUCGCACCUCUCAGACCAGCUGACGCUGCACGUGGACGUGGCUGGCAACGUGGUGGGCGUGUCAGUGGUGACGCACCCCGGGGGCUGCCGGGGCCACGAAGUGGAAGACGUGGACCUGGAGCUGUUCAACACCUCCGUGCAGCUGCAGCCGCCGGCCACUGCCCCGGGUCCUGAGACUGCAGCCUUCAUUGAGCGCCUGGAGAUGGAGCAGGCCCAGAAGGCCAAGAACCCCCAGGAACAGAAGUCCUUUUUCGCCAAAUAUACAUACAUGCCGGAGCUCAUUCAACCUGGCCUCCACCUACGGACGUCACCGUUUUCACGGAUGCAGGUGUCGCCAGGAUAAAACCCCAGCAGCGGGACAGCCGGCCAAAGGAAGGUGGCAUUUGUAAACGUGAUCCAUGUUGCUGAGUUGCCCUCCAUGGAGCAAACGCCAGUCCCCGUUCCCCCACGGCCUCGCCAACAGAUGGCUUCAACUUCUCCGUGUCGUGAGGCUCUGCAUCUGUCCCAAGAGGGAAGUGGAGUCCGGUAGCACCAUUGCAAUUUUCUGGGAACCGUUCUUGUCCUUUGCUCGAGGGCGGCACUUACGGUUUUGAUUCCUCUGAUGUUGCUGAUGCCUCAAGCCACCCCUGUCUGUUUUCUGGUCCCUCUGGAUUCCUCCUGCAGAGGCCCUUCCUGUGGCCCUUCUCUUCCCUCAGACCUCGCCCCCAGGGGCCAGCCACUCCCCGCUGCUCUGUGACAAGUGGCCUGAGAGUCCCCGGCAGUCCCACGGAUUUGCAGUUCCUCAGUAUUUUGUUCGACUGUGUUGUUGUGUUACACACCUUCCAGCAUUGGGGGUUAUCAUUCCACCCGGUUCUUUGUGUCCUUAAAACAUAAAACAGUG
Ailuropoda melanoleuca (giant panda) is the source of this 1358-nucleotide messenger RNA. RefSeq names its product ER membrane protein complex subunit 10 (gene EMC10). Bases 63 to 821 code for a protein of 252 amino acids. The transcript has 7 exons. Lineage: Eukaryota; Metazoa; Chordata; Mammalia; Carnivora; Ursidae. Gene Ontology annotation, cellular component: EMC complex. The record is from RefSeq and is a predicted model, not a curated record.